AUGGUUUAUGAAGAGAUUAUUGCCAGCAUUCAAGUGUACGGAAGUAAAUACGCAUGUGAGUUUGAACAACACUGCCAACAAGAAUUUUUAUUCUUUAAAGAAAUGCUAGUAUUUUUUUUACAAAACUAUAUUCUUGAUAACAUCGUAUAUAAACAAAUGACAUCAAUCGAAUCGUUAUUUGAAAUGGAUUUUAAUAUGUUUGAUAAUAAUGAUCCAUUUGUUGUAUCAACAGGAAGUGAAGCUAUUUUCAACUUAAGAUCAAAUACGAAUACUGAUGGCGUAGAAAUGACAAUGGAAUCCGCUUUGCAAAGAUUAGACAGUUAUCUCAUGGAUGAACAAAAUAAUGCUAUAUCAUCGAUUUCACGUCAAAAUAUUUGUGUUGAUAAUGAAACACUGGACGACAUAAACUUGCUUGAUUUAAGUUCAGAAGUUGAAAAUCCUUUAGUUGAUUUGAUAUUGGAUGACCUACUCCAAACAGAUCAAUCCGUAACAAACCAUACUAAUAGUAUAUCGAAUACUGACAUUGCAAGUCAACCAUUACUGACAAGACAUGUUGAAGAAACCGAUACAACACAACCACAUACAAAUACAAUUGAUUCAAAUAUCACACAACCUGAAGUUUCAACAUCAAACAUAUCAAAGAAUGCUAGAAUCACGGAACAUGAUAGACCACAUAGUGAAUAUGGUCACAUGAGCAUAGAAGAUAUCGCUCAUGUAUUCAAAUUUGAUCUCGAAGGCAAACAAACAAACAAAAAACGUAAAGAAAGCAAUUGUCGUAUGCGUACACAGACAUUUUCUAUAUUAUGUCAUACGGAAAUGUCAAAGAACGAUCUCAUGAAUUUUAUUAAGAAGGAGUUUAGCAUGAAGAAACUUCGUUAUGUUUGUAUUGGUACACACUUGAAAACAGAUAUCACCAAGCAUGAGACUUAUAUACAGAUUUUGUUGACAAAACAAAUCAAUAAAUGUGUAUGGUUUCUAGACAAAGUUACUGGUAAAGAGAUAACUUUCAAAGAUUAUGAAUUCGUAAAUCGUAACACAAGUCAGUUCAUUAAAGAUCCUCUUCGUCAAAUUAAUAUUAACAGUAUCAAUACGGUCAAUUUUAAUUUAAAUUGUGCUAACAAUCUUUGUCAAACUGAAAAUAGCAAUAAUAGUAAUGAGACCAACAGUGUUAAUGAUGACAUUAACAAUGAUGUUUCUAACGAAAUUAAUACAGCUAGUGUUAUUACAACUACAAUAGCAACAAAUGAACAUGAUAGUAACAGCUCUACAAGCGAAUAUAUAUCUACAGUACAACCAAUCCGUAGAGUUCUAAAUUACGAAGAUGUGAUAUCUAAGCAAGCAAAAAUUCUAGCUAAGCAUAGUGUAACGGCAGCUAUGAGACAUAUGGAACAACAUCUUGAUCAUUUGUUUCUUUUAAAUCAUAAAAAUUAUCUUGAAGGAUUCAAGUAUAUAUAUGAACUAGCUAACAAAAUUAACCAAUGA
Adineta ricciae is the source of this 1482-nucleotide messenger RNA. NCBI's taxonomy places the organism in Eukaryota, Metazoa, Rotifera, Eurotatoria, Adinetida, Adinetidae. The record is from the annotation of a GenBank genome assembly.